AUGGGUGGAAGAUUGAGCAACGAUUUUGAUAUGCACGACGACGACCAUUUCCUGAGCCUGAUGCGCAUGUUUAACGAAGAUAAAGAGCAUGUGGAUGACCUCAGAAUCUCCUUUCCAGCAUGGGUCGAAAGGUAUUGCGACUAUUCGCACACCAAACAUGCACAAACAGGCAACCAUGGUUUGAGCGAUACCAGUCUCGACAUUCAGAGAAAGAUGGGUGUCUUGAUCAACAAGAUGUGGACUGUUAAAAUGGAAGAUCCAGUUCACCUUUCUCAGUAUUGCGCCUUCAGGAGCUUCAAAGAACUCGGCUCAUAUGUUGAUGUUAUCGUUCCAGAUAUCAUUUGGAAGGCCGCUUUCGUUGCACAUGACUACUUCUGUGUGCCUAAAGACUGCGAGGUCAUGCGCGGAGCGAGCCAAGCCGAGCAAGACUUCCAAAAGCUUGUCAAACCACUCCAUAAAGAAUGCUACAACAGUCGAACGCAACAUCUACAAACCUUCGCUAUUGAAAUCGAUCGUAUCGCACCGAUCAGAGUUCUGGUCACCUACCACCGCAACGAAAAGGUUCGGGAGUUCAUCGACAAGGUCGCAAAGCUUUGCACGAAGCCUACCCUCAUCCCAGUGCUAAACCAGACCGUUUCUACACCUGGCCUGCCAGGCAAUAUCUCGCCUUGCGCGUUUAUCCUAGCACAUGCUGUCCAGAUACUUCUUUUCGCCCCUCAGGAUUGGGACGCCAAUCGUGUCUACACCAGAGAUCAAGACGCCUACGCUCAUCGAUUUCCAACCCCUGAAACCAUCGGAGGUGGGACAACACCCACUGUUGCUGGACUCUUCUCUAUGGAAGACCUCCACCGCGCGAUUCUACUUUUCUACUACUUGCUCAAACGACGAAGUGAAAGGAAAUGGAUCACAAAGAAGGCCCCAGCGAGAUCGUCUAAAGCUGGGUUUCCAGGAUAUCAUCAUCCUACCUCCCCGUCAGUGGACCAUGGUGCACAUCACAAUCCAAAUGAGCCACCGGCGGGCGAAACUUCCCCGAGUGCAUCAGAUUGGGGUCCACAAGCCAAUGAAGUUGAUGCUGUUGCGGACAAUAAUGAACCCGAUGAUUCCGAUAAAGAUGAAGGUGAAUCUGGUCAGCCUGAGGAAGAUGCCAACGAAUCAGAAGGGGUUCUUGAAGAUGAGAAUGAAGAAGAAAGCGAAUCCGCACCCCAUCAGUCUGGCGAAUACAACAGUGAGUCAAAUCAGGGCGAUGAGGACGAGAAUGGGGACGGGCGGGUCAAUGAAGAUGAAGAUGCAGACAUGUCCGAAGGUCUGAACGAAACGGAAACCAUUGAGGGACUCAAGACCAUCACAAUCAACACUUUGAUUCUGGAAUCUCUCACAACCACACGUCCGUCCGAAAGUCUUUCCCAGCGCCUCUGGGAUUUGGGCAAGCCUAAAGCGCCUCCGAUCUCGUCUGGCAACCUUGACUCUGAGCUUUUGUUCCUCCUUGAACAUCAUAUGCAGCCCGAAUUUGAAUACGAAGCAUCCACAUCCAUAAAGAACGAUACACAUGUCCCGUUCGAUCUUGGAAUACCAGAAAUGAAGCAUCUGAUCAAGCAUCCAUCUGGCACCCCAGAAAAUUCGGAGAUCAACCAGCCCUCACCCUUAGUCCUCGUCGAAGAGUGUCAUUAUCAGUGGGGCAUCCCUCAAUACCCCGAGAUCAACGACUCGUGCCCCGCGCAGCCACCAGGGCAAGGGAAUCAUCCCAUUUCAGAAUAUCCGGAACUCCGCAAGGCCGUCUUGACUUCGUUCGACUGGCGGAACAAGAUCCUUCUCGAGUUGGAAGAGCCUCCCUUUCUGGCAACUUUCGAAAACGCAAAGUCUGUCAUGAAAGGCCUUCUUGAUCCGGAAAUCGCGAAAUAUCAGAUCGAGGGGUUUGGGAGUGAAGACGCAACUCCACUUAUCGACACGUAUAAACUGCUUCGCGAUGACCAGACGUGUGGCCUACGAUUGCUAUUCGACCAGGCCAUGGGACAAAGGUCUAGACUUGCACCAACUGAUAGGAUGGACUGCAUUCGCUGGGUUUGCUACUACAAUCCAAUUAUGACUCGAGCUCUGGAGUUGGCAAACAAGUACUGCAGGGACAACAAGGAACGUCUUGUUGUAUAUGUCGAAGAUCCAUGGAUUCAGUGUAUUACAGUGGCCUUGUUCGUCGUAGCCGGCUUCAAUGUUGGCAGUAUCCGGUCCUCGGAUACUGGUAAGGAGCAAGUCAAGAUCAUGGAGCAAUGGAAGAACAAAGCCUCCGGCUUGGAGAUCCUUGUGGCCAACGUGGAUACCAAGGUCGGGGAUAUUAACCCGCAUACAGACUGUGCCAAAGGGCUGCUGUUGAACUGGACCCUUGAACCAGAGCGCAUGCUCAAAAUCAUCAACGACAUGAGCAGCACGAGUCAGAAGGAAAAGCCUAUCCUUCACAUGGUCAAGGUCGCCGGUAGCUACCACGAUGUCAUUGAGAGAGUCUGUUGCACAAAGUGGGCGAUGCAGCUUUCCAAGGACAUCAAACUCCCAGAAUGGAUGACGGGCAUCAUCCGCGAGAUCUGCAUCUUUGAGCUGAUCAAGUCAACUUGGCACCAGGAAUUCAACCGCUACGCCUGGGUUGUGGCGUACGAUCUGAAAGGCCCUGACUUUGAGUAUCAUGAUCCUGAAUGGCGUCAACUUGGUCAUGUUUUCUCUAUCGUAGCGAAACUGGCGCUUCAUCAUCCCGAAGACAAGGAAUUUUGGGUCGAGAGUAUGCCUAUCCUCAUAGAACUCUGUUUUCACUUCAACGGUGCAUUCGAUAUGUCAGAUCUUCUCGGAUGCCGGUUGUGUCUGACGCCCAAAGAGAUGAGAAAGUGGUGUCUCCCGAUGUUCAAGGCGAUAAAAAUCGCGCGGGCAGCGCUCGAUGAUGAACAGGCCUCUGCGCGACGAGAGAUGCUGCAACUUGGUGUUGAAGCCAGAGCUGGAUAUCAUGAGGCAGUCACCCGCGGUGGUCAGAAGCGCAAGGCUGGUGAUGAUGGUGGGGGUGGCGCGAAGAAGCAGAAGACAAGCGCUACUUAG
Molecule: messenger RNA, 3069 nt
Organism: Fusarium fujikuroi IMI 58289
Lineage: Eukaryota; Fungi; Ascomycota; Sordariomycetes; Hypocreales; Nectriaceae
Exons: 5
Coding region: 1-3069 (1022 amino acids)
Source: RefSeq, a predicted model, not a curated record